UCGGUUGGAGGCCGGACCUCGGUUCCAGCCCUUGCCCAGACGAGGCCCGGUGAGUCUGAACCCGGAAAGGGUGGAGCCUCUGAGCGCAGACCCGGAAGGGACAGAGACGCUUCCGAGCCUAGACUAGGAAACCAGGUUCCUAGGAUCUUAGGCCGGAUAGUCCACCAAGUAUAUUUCAGCCUAGCGGAGACGGCGCUGCUGGGGCGGGACUGGGAACCUAAGGUAGCCGGGGCGGAGUUCCACCGCGAUUGCCAGGCUAGCGGGAGGCGGAGCGGCGGGGAGCGCUGUGUGGCCCGGAUGUUCGGGUGCUGCGUUCGGACCAGCUUCUCCGGGCUUCUCUGGAGAACCUAGUGUGGCCAAUGGCUGUCGAUAUCCAACCAGCAUGCCUUGGACUCUAUUGUGGGAAGACCCUACUAUUUAAAAACGGCUCCAGUGAAAUCUAUGGAGAAUGUGGGGUGUGUCCAAGAGGCCAGAGGACCAAUGCACAGAAGUACUGUCAGCCUUGCACAGAGACCCCCGAGCUUUAUGACUGGCUCUAUCUUGGAUUUAUGGCGAUGCUUCCUCUUGUCCUGCACUGGUUCUUCAUUGAAUGGUACUCGGGGAAAAAGAGCUCCAGCGCUCUUUUCCAGCACAUCACUGCACUGUUUGAGUGCAGUGUGGCAGCCAUCAUCACUUUGCUCGUGAGUGACCCAGUGGGCGUCCUUUACAUCCGUUCCUGCCGAGUACUGAUGCUGUCCGAUUGGUACACGAUGCUCUACAACCCGAGUCCAGAUUACGUGACCACAGUGCACUGCACCCACGAAGCUGUCUACCCGCUGUACACCAUCGUGUUUGUUUAUUACGCAUUCUGCUUGAUGCUAAUGAUGCUUCUCCGGCCUCUGCUGGUGAAGAAGAUCGCCUGCGGACUAGGGAAGUCGGAGCGGUUCAAAAGCAUUUAUGCUGCUCUUUACUUCUUCCCCAUUUUGACCGUGCUGCAGGCCGUGGGUGGAGGCCUCUUGUACUAUGCCUUCCCGUACAUUAUAUUAGUGCUGUCUUUGGUUACUCUGGCUGUGUACAUGUCUGCUUCUGAAAUAGAGAGCUGCUAUGAUCUCCUGGUCAGGAAGAAAAGACUCAUUGUUCUCUUCAGCCACUGGCUGCUGCACGCCUAUGGGAUUGUCUCCAUCUCCAGAGCAGACAGACUGGAACACGACCUACCGCUUUUGGCUUUGGUACCGACACCAGCUCUGUUUUACCUGUUCACUGCAAAAUUUACUGAACCAUCGCGGAUACUCUCAGAGGGGGCCAAUGGACACUGAGUAUAGAAUGCCAACAAACAAAACAAAACAAACAAAACCGCUAAAAAGUAUUCUUAAUAAAAAAUGUAAAGAAGAAAUUAAAUGUAUUAAUAGCAUUCUGUCCUACAUGGGAACAAGAUUGUAUGGACAUCUUUUUUUUUUUUUUUUUUUUUUUUUUUUUUUGGUUUUUCGAGACAGGGUUUCUCUGUGGUUUUGGAGCCUGUCCUGGAACUAGCUCUUGUAGACCAGGCUGGUCUCGAACUCACAGAGAUCCGCCUGCCUCUGUGUAUGGACAUCUUAAUGCUUGUUUUUUAUCCUUUGAUUAGUGGACCUUGUGAUUGGACUCGGAGAUCGCACAGCAUCAUGGUACUGUGCUAUACAUACGUUAUCUGUCACACUGGAAGCCUGGACAGCCAUGUUUCUGUGUGCCUGUGCUAUUGGGUGUCUCCCAGCUGUUUAUGAAAACCCAGCAUCAAGUAUAUUCGGAACUCCUUCGCUGCGGCAUCCUUACUCCUGCCUGUGAGCUCGGCCUUUGGCUUUCUCCGCUAAGGGAUUACAAAGGCAGAUGUACCCAUGGAGAGUGAGGGCAACCACAGAAGCAAAGGGGUGUUUUUUGUCAAUAUCUAUUUAUUUUCACCAGUACAGUAUUUUAGUAAUAUUGCAAAAAUAAAGCCUAAUUUAUAUAAUAAGCUUUCUGUUCAUAGACAGACAGUUUGGUUGUGGACGUGCUCAAAUUAUUGUUCCUGUAAAGAAGAAAACAAUAAAGAGUUUAACUGUAAAAUAAC
Messenger RNA from Chionomys nivalis (European snow vole), 2059 nucleotides. RefSeq names its product JNK1/MAPK8 associated membrane protein (gene Jkamp). The record is from RefSeq and is a predicted model, not a curated record. The transcript is spliced from 7 exons. Gene Ontology annotation, cellular component: membrane. NCBI's taxonomy places the organism in Eukaryota, Metazoa, Chordata, Mammalia, Rodentia, Cricetidae. Gene Ontology annotation, biological process: response to unfolded protein. Gene Ontology annotation, molecular function: ubiquitin protein ligase binding. The coding region runs from base 360 to 1295 and encodes 311 amino acids.